Molecule: messenger RNA, 5771 nt
Organism: Anopheles bellator
Lineage: Eukaryota; Metazoa; Arthropoda; Insecta; Diptera; Culicidae
Product: vitellogenin-A1-like
Exons: 3
Biological process (GO): lipid transport
Molecular function (GO): lipid carrier activity
Source: RefSeq, a predicted model, not a curated record
AUGAUUGCGAAGAUUCUUCUCCUCACGCUUGUGGGGCUCUGUACGGCGUACCAGUACUCGUACGAGCAUGAGUUCCCCUACUCCCGUCCGUUCAACCGCACCGGCUUCGAGUUCGGAGCCUGGGAACCGAACCGGGAGUACGUGUACAACGUGACGUCGAAGACCAUGACCGCCCUGCCGGACCUCGAGGACUACUGGACCGGCAUUGUGACGCACGGCUACCUCGUGGUUCGUCCUAAGGACCACAACUACGUCGUCGCCUACAUCGACCGUCCGAUGUACGCCGUGUUCAACGAGUAUCUGCCCCGCGGAUACCGUACGGAACUGGCGCGCUUCAACCUCAACUGGCAGCCGAUGCCGUUCAGCUCGAAGCCGUUCGGAAUCUACUACAACAAGGGAGCCGUCAAGGGAUUCUACGUUGAGAAGACCGUCCCCAACCACGAGGUGAACAUGCUGAAGGCCUGGGUCAGCCAGCUGCAGCUGGACACGCAGGGCGCUUACGUGAUCAAGUCCGAGUUCAACCAGUUCCCGGAGAACAACACCCUCACCGGAGUGUUCAAGACCAUGGAACCGUCGGUGACGGGCGAAUGUGAAACCCUGUACGACGUCAAUGCCGUCCCGGAGUACUUCAUCCAGUCGCACAAGGAAUGGGUUCCGCAGCCCGAGUACUUUGAGGAGGACCAGCAUGUGUUCCACGUCGUCAAGACCCGCAACUUCGACCGUUGCGAGCAGCGCAUGGGCUACCACUUUGGCUUCAGCGGGUUCAGCGACUUCAAGCCCAACACCAACCAGAUGGGCAACAUCCUGACCAAGUCCGAGGUGACGCAGAUGUACUUGACCGGAGACUGGCACAACUACACCAUCCAGUCGGUGUCCACCGUGAACAAGGUCGUCGUCAGCCCGUCGCUGGUCAACAGCCAGAAGGCCAUGGUUUACGCCCAGAUGAACCUGACCCUCAACGAGAUCAAGCCGUACGAGAAGGUACCGGAAGGACCCGCCGACGAUCGUCAGGUGUUCGUCGAUCUGGUGUACAGCUACAACAUGGCUCACGACAAGCAGAACUUUGUCCGCCCGGCCAACGAAACCGAUUCCUCUUCGUCUUCGUCGGAGUCUGACUCCUCGGACUCCUCGGACUCCAGCUCCAGCUCGAGCUCCAGCUCGGAAGAGGAGCCCCGCGAGAACUUCAAGAUCAGCCCCGCUGAGCAGUACAGCAAGCGCCUGAACCACGUCGAGGGUCGCGGAAGCCGCAACCGUCGUGAUCUGAAUGCCCAGAAGGAGAAGCAGUACUACGAAGCGUACAAGCGCGACCAGUACCGCCUGCGCAAGGAAAACGACACCAGCUCGUCCUCGGACGAAUCGGACAGCAGCUCUUCCAGCUCCAGCUCCAGCUCCUCGUCUGAGUCCGAUGAGCACGACUUCUACAGCAGCUCCUCUUCCUCUUCCGAGUCGGACUCUCUGAGCGACGAGGACUUCUACCAGCCCAUCCCGGAGAGCCUCAAGGAUGCCCCGCAAACUCCCUUCUUGCCGUACUUCACCGGAUACAAGGGCUACAGCGUCCAGUACGCCCACAACGUCGAUGCCUCCCGCUACGCUUACAAGCUGGCCUACGAGAUUGCCUCGGACCUCCAGGAUAUCUCGCACUUCCCCAAGUCGAACUCGCUGAACAAGUUCACCAUUCUGGCCCGCAUCCUGCGCACCAUGAGCUACCAGGACAUCUACGACGUCUGCCAGCGACUGUUCGUCUCGCAGAAGGAGCGCGCGGAGGGAAGCAACCACAGCGAGACUUUCGCCAAGAAGGUCGAAGCGUGGAACACGUUCCGCGAUGCGCUGGCCCAGGCCGGAACCCCGCCCGCCUUCAAGGUGAUCAAGGACCUGAUCGAGGAGAAGAAACUGCGUGGUGACGAGGCUGCCAGCGUCGUCGCUACUCUGCCCAAGACCAUCCGCUACCCGACCAAGACCGUCAUGCACGAGUACUUCCUGCUGGUCACGUCCAACGCCGUCCAGCACCAGGAGUUCCUGAACGUUACCGCCAUGAUCUCGUUCUGCGACUUCCUGAACCGCGCCCAGGUCAACAACCGCUCUGCCUACAACUACUACCCGGUCCACAGCUUCGGUCGCCUGGCCGACGAUGACUACGAGAUCGUCGCCCACAAGGUCGUUCCGUGGUUCGCGCACCAGCUGCGUGAAGCCGUCAAGUACGGAGAUAGCGUGAGGGUGCAGGUGUACAUCCGUUGUCUUGGACACCUCGGCCACCCCGAAAUCCUGAACGUCUUCGAACCGUACCUGGAAGGCAAGGUGCCAGUGAGCCACUUCCAGCGUUUGGCCUUCAUCGUGGCGUUGGAUCGCCUGGUGGAGAACUACCCGCGCCUGGCCCGCUCGGUCCUGUUCAAGGUGUACCAGAACACCGGAGAUGCCCACGAGGUCCGUUGCGCCGCCGUGUACCUGCUGAUGCGCACCAAGCCCCCAGUGUACAUGCUCCAGCGUAUGGCUGAGCAGACCCACUACGACCCCAGCACCUACGUCCGCGCCGCUGUCAAGACCGCCCUGGAGAGCGCCGCCGAGGCCGACGAGUUCGACGAUGACGAUGAGUUCUACCAGAACGCCCAGGCCGCUGUCAAGCACCUGAACCCGCGUGACUUCAGCCUCCAGUACUCCGGCACGUACCUGCGUGACUUCGCCUUCAAGGAACUGGAGCUGUCCUACCGCAUGUACUUCUCGCAGAUCGCCUCCGACGACCACUUUGUCCCGAGCGGAUUCUUCUUCCAUCUGCGCAAGAACUUUGGCGGUCUGAAGCGUUUCUCGACCUUCUACUACCUCGUCUCGAGCAUGGAAACGUUCUUCGACCUCCUGGACAAGCAGUACGACUCCUACAACAAGCACGAGGAGUACAAGUCGAACGACUACUACUACAACUACUACAAGCAGUACCCGUCGCUGUUCAAGGACUACUUCAGCCAGUACAGCAAGAACCACAAGUACCAGAACGACUACUACGAGCAGUUCGGCAACAAGAACCACGAGGAGUUCCAGAAGUACUCCACGGCGCGCAUCGCCAAGAUGCUGAACAUCGAUCCCGAGGAGGCCGAGGAGCUGGAGGGUCAGUUCAUGUUCCAGAUCUUCAACGGUGAGCGCUUCUUCGCUUUCAACAACCAGACGGUCGAGCAGUUCCCGCGAAUGUUCAAGAAGUACUUCGAGGACUUCGAGGAUGGCUACGCGUACAACUUCACCAAGUUCUACCAGCAGAACGCGGUCACCAUCGCCUUCCCGCUGGCCACUGGCCUGCCGUUCACCUACAGCCUGAAGACCCCGACCCUGUUCAAGUUCGACUUCGAGGCCACCGCCCAGACCUACCCGAGCAUCUUCAAGACCCCCACUGGACACCCGGAACACGAGUUCGACGACUUCAUCCGCAUGCCACGCUGGUUCAACGGAUCCGCGGACGUCAACAUGGCGUACUCUCGCCUGGUCGAUGCCAAGGUUGGCUUCAUCACGCCCUUCGACCACCAGCGCUAUGUCGCCGGAUACCAGAAGAAGAUGCAGGGUUACUUCCCCUUCAGCUUCGACUUUGGAUUCGACUUCGAGAACAACGACUACGAAGUGAACGUGCAGCCGCUGGAACCCAAGGAGGACUUCCUGAUGUUCCACCUGAGCUCGUGGCCGUACACCGGAUACAAGGACAUCACCGACCUGCGCCCGAUGCCCGAGCAGUCGACUGUGCACGUUCUGCACGAUCGUCGCCAGACCACCAAGUCCUUCGACUACACCUUCGGCGAGCGCUUCUUCGGCGUUGCGUUCCGCUUCCAGGCCAAGUACGACAAGGACUUCUUCAACUUCGCCACCUUCAUGAAGCAUUACGAGCAGCAGGACUACUUCUCUGCCCUGGUCUAUCCGUUCGCGUUUGAGACCUACCAUUACCACCAGUUCAACGUGUACUACGAUGCCCAGCGCACCUCCGUCAAGAACGUCAAGUUCCUGCUCCAGCACCGCCAGGCCGAUUACGACCAGGACUUCCAGACCGCCGACGUGAAGCACCCGAAGGGCCGCCAUGGAUUCUCGGGAUACUUCAACGAGUUCAACUACGCGCAACCCUUCGUCUACUACGCCGGCAGCCAGCGCCGCCAGGAGCAGUUCAUGCGCAACGCCGGAGCCGGUAUCCGCAACAGCGACGUCGAUGUCUUCGACUUCGGAAUCGUGUUCGAGGGCAAGCAGCAGAAGGGCGAGUUCGUGUUCACCACCGCCUAUGCCGACAGUCCGGUUGACGAGAAGGAGCGCUUCCUGGCGUUCUUCUCCUACAGCCCGUACUUCUCGUCGAGCGCUUUCUACGAGUUCAUUCCGUUCUCUGGCAAGCAGUUCCAGAUGUGCUUCUCGGCCACCAACGAGUACCCGAACCUGCCCAAGCUGAACUUCCUGAACGUGCUGAACUUUGACAAGCUGGGAAGCAUGAACUGGGAGCUGUCCUACGGCGAGAAGUGCCAGGGAGGAUCCCACGUCUCGAUGAAGGGCCAGCUGUCCCAGACCGACGACUACCGCCACUUCCUGCGCAUCUCCGAUGUCGGCCAGUACUGCAAGGAGCAGAUGGACCGCGGAUACUUCCAGCUGCCGGCGUGCCAGAACGCCACGCGCCAGGCCGGAUACUUCGACCGCUACUCGUUCGACUUCGAGUACAAGGAUGUGUCCGACUACGCCAAGAACUUCACCUACAAGUUCUUCGACUUUGCCCGCUACUUCAGCUUCCCGUACUUCACCGAGGACUACUUCUACCAGAGCAAGCACGACCAGUUCAAGUUCGACUUCCAGCUGGCGCCGUACGGUGAUUACUUCAACGCUUCGUUCUACGGAUUCGACCGCAGCUUCGCCAUCGAGAACUACCCGAUCUACAACGAAUAUGCUCGCUACUUCUUCGCCAUCCACCCUGAGCUGGACUACUACGAGCGCAUGCUGACCUACGCUUACCGCGGAAACUACAACCCGUCCUGCGUUUUGUCCAACAAGUUCGUCAACACGUUCGAUGGCAAGACCUACGAGUACGAGCUCGGAAGCUGCUGGCACGUUGUGCUGCACACGGUCAAGCCCGACUACUACUUCUACGCCGAGGACUCUCACUUCAAGAACUCGGACUACGAGUACAACUGGAAGAACGGCUUCAGCGAGGACGAGCAGUUCACCAUCCUGGCGCGUCACGGCGAAGACAACCAGCUGUACCUGAAGGCUAUCCUCGGACAGUACAAGCAGAACGACUACAACAUCGACAUCAUCCCGAGCGGACAGGACGUGCCGAGCGUCUACAUCAACGGCAAGCCCCAGCAGAUCCACGAGAAGUACGCCAUCGAGAUGUACACCAACGACGAUGGCGGCGAUCAGCCUCUGAUCCGCGUCUACGCUCUCCCUGGUAACGAGCUGGAGAUCAGCUUCCGCGACGACGACGUCAAGAUCGUGUUCGACGGUUACCGCGCCCGCUUCUUCGCCGACCAAUCGUACUUCAACAACUUCGUUGGCCUGUGCGGCACCAACAACGGAGAGGGAGAGGACGACUUCAUCACCCCCGACCAGUGCGUCAUGCGCAAGCCGGAAUACUUUGCCGCCUCGUACGCUCUCGCUGGCAUGAACUGCAGCGGACCGGCCCAGGCCUUCUACACCGAGUACCACCGCAAGGCCCAGGAGCACUGUGUCAAGCCCAAGUACUACUACGGAAACGUGAUCAGCGAGCAGGAAGCUGGCCGCAACCGCUACAACUACUACUACAAGGACUUUGAUCUUUCGGACUCGUCCUC